ACAAAGGGAGUGGGCGCUCAUUGGCUCCGGCCGUGUGCGCUCUGUUGUCCCUCAGCGGGAGCAGCUCAGCCCCUAUUCACAUGUUAAUAAGCCCCUAUAAAUACUAACAACAGCCACUCAGCGCCAGCAGCACGUCUCACUAGUAUUGCACAAUAAACACAGGGCGCCUCGCCUCGCCUGCGAGCUUGUCGAUUUUUUUCUUCUUCCUGAAACCGGUUCCGUUUGCCAGCUGCCCCUCGCUGACUGGAACAAGGAGCAGUGGGAGAAGCCACCAAAGCGGCGAUCCAACCAACAUGGCCCCCUCUGAUCGGCCCAGCAACACCGGACUUGAUAUUGAAGAAGAUGAGUCCUACUACGGGAUUCAGAAAGCGGACAGAAAGACCAGGAAACCUCUGGUGGAGAAGAAGAGGCGAGCUCGCAUCAAUGAGAGUUUGCAGGAGCUGCGGACUCUGCUGGAAGACACAGACCUUCAUUCCAAGAUGGAGAACGCAGAGGUGUUGGAGGUGACCGUGAAGAAGGUGGAGGACAUACUAAAGAACCGAACCCAAGAAACAGACACUCUGACUCAAGAAGCCAGUGAGAGGUUUGCGGCCGGCUACAUCCAGUGCAUGCACGAGGUCCACAUGUUUGUGUCCAGCUGUCCUGGGAUAGAUGCGACGGUGGCGGCAGAGCUCCUCAACCAUCUCCUGGAAUGUAUGCCCCUGAACGAGGAUCACCUCCAGGACGUGCUGAUGGAUCUAAUCACUGACACUUCUGAGAGUAACGGCAGCACUUGGCACGGGGGCGACGAGGCGCUCUGCGCGUCUCUGGCCUCACCUGGAGGAAGGAGUAUAUCCAGCGCCUCGUCCUCGGCCCUCUCCCCGGCGCCCUCCACCACGUCCAGCGAGGACCUGUGCUCCGACCUGGACGAGACCGACAGUGAGCACAACCACAGCUCCACCGAGGGCUUGGAGAACAGGGAGGCCCUGAGCAUGCCCACCGUGACCCCCCCGAGGUCCAUGUGGAGACCCUGGUAGGGGUCAGGUGUUUGGAUGGAAUGCAGUUGGAAUAUGUUGGAGCAGCUUUCUUUUAAGAUGUGACACCGGGCCUCUUACUGAAAGGGACAUUUUGACCCUACAACACAUGAACACUUCAAAAAUAACCAUUUUCUGGUGGUGCAACAUUUCUGUCUCAUUCACUCCUGCAGGUAACUGCCCGCAUGCAUGGAGUCUUUUUUCUGGACCCCCCCACAUUGAUGUUCAAUAAUGAAAUCUGUUCAGAGAUCCAUUUCCACACGACAGCCUCAGUUAGUGCAGCCUUUGUGUUUUGUGGAGGGACCAUGGCAGUGGCUUUUCUCUUCACCCACAACUGAAUGCAGCAAGUUUGAAUCCACCCCUUUGCAUUCUGGGAGAUGUAGUAAAUCACUCAGUGAGGUCGAAGUAGAAAAACCCUCCUAAGUUUUUGGAUAUCAAAGAAAAAUGUAAAGGGUGGAGUUCUCUUUUAUCUCAUUACAGCGGCCCCUCCAGGUUGGGGCCUCCUGAGACAACUCCCCCCCCCUUUUUCCUUUUCAGUAGUGACUCCCUGGCUUUGAGUCCUGUUGUGACCUUUCUUUACACCUCACGACAGAUGAAACAUUCACUUAUAACCCGGCAAAGGACAGACGAGGAACAGUUCACACUUUUUUAUGUCAAUAACUCUGUGUAUAUAGGAUUUGUAUGUGGAGAAAAGCUCUUUUAGAAACCGAGAAGUUUGGCAAUGCCUCUGAUUAAUAUAAAUAUUUCUAUUGUAUUUGCUAAAGGCCUGUAGUUUAUUGGACCAGUAGCCUCCUUCAGAAUGACCACUUUAUGUUGUAAUGAUGUGUAGAAAUGCCAGUAAAAUGUCUGAAUUUGAUAAAUAAAAUAAUGUAAUUGAAAAGCUGAUGACUGACUUGAGUUCUGUA
Molecule: messenger RNA, 1918 nt
Organism: Cottoperca gobio
Lineage: Eukaryota; Metazoa; Chordata; Actinopteri; Perciformes; Bovichtidae
Gene: her13
Product: hairy-related 13
Exons: 4
Coding region: 294-1016 (240 amino acids)
Biological process (GO): regulation of DNA-templated transcription
Molecular function (GO): DNA binding; protein dimerization activity
Source: RefSeq, a predicted model, not a curated record